Molecule: messenger RNA, 1773 nt
Organism: Elephantulus edwardii (Cape elephant shrew)
Lineage: Eukaryota; Metazoa; Chordata; Mammalia; Macroscelidea; Macroscelididae
Gene: C8B
Product: complement component 8, beta polypeptide
Exons: 12
Coding region: 1-1773 (590 amino acids)
Biological process (GO): immune response
Cellular component (GO): membrane attack complex
Molecular function (GO): protein binding
Source: RefSeq, a predicted model, not a curated record
AUGAAGACACCCAGGACAUGGGCUUGGAUGAAACCAGCAGAGCUGUUCCUCCUCUGUGCUGUGCUGGUUUGUCUCAGUUUGAGUGGCUCCAGAGGUGAAAGGCUGCAUUCCCUUGAGUCAAACGCAGUCAAUGAGAGCCUUGCCAAGAGCAGACAGGCACGCAGUAUGCAUGACAUCCCAAUGCCUAUUGACUGCCAGCUGUCCAGCUGGUCCUCCUGGACAGCAUGUGAUCCUUGCCAGAAGAAAAGGUACAGACAUAUUCGAGUGCUCCGGCCAUCUCAAUUUCAUGGAGAACCAUGCAGCUUCUUUGAUAAAGAAGCAGAAGAUUGUGUUACCAGCAGACCAUGCCGAAGUCAAGUACGAUGUGAAGGCUUUGUGUGUCCACAGACAGGGAGGUGUAUAAACCGCAGACUUCUUUGCAAUGGAGACAAUGACUGUGGAGACCUAUCAGAUGAGGCCAACUGCAAAAGAGUUUAUAAAAAAUGUCAACAGGAAAUGGAGCGAUACUGGGCAAUUGACAACCUGGCCAAUGGAUUAAAUUUAUUUACAAACAGUUUCGAAGCCUCUGUUCUAGAUCACAGAUAUUACUCUGGCGGAUGUUCCCCCCAUUACAUCCUCAACACGAAGUUCAGAAAGCCAUAUAAUGUGGAAAGCUACAGCCCACAGACUCAAGGAAAAUAUGAAUUUGAGCUGACAGACUUUGAAUCAUAUGCAGACUUUGAACAUGCAGUGGCAAAAGAAUCAGUUUCCAUGUCUAGUUUCAGCUUUGGCUUUAAAAUACCUACCAUAUUUGAACUUGGCUUUGAUUUUGCAAAAGCUAAUAGUGAGCAAUUUAUUAGAAGAAUCAAACGAUUUGCUUCUACUAAAAGCAUGUUUCUGCACGCGCGCUGUGACCUUGAAGUUGCCCACUACAAGCUGAAGUCCAGAAACCUCAUGCUCCAUUACGAGUUCCUUCAGAGAGUCAAGCGGCUGCCCCUGGAGUACAGCUAUGGGGAGUACAGAGAUCUCUUCCGAGAUUACGGGACCCAUUACAUCACAGAGGCUGUGCUUGGAGGCAUUUAUGAAUUCACACUCGUUAUUAAUAAGGAUUUCGUGGAAAGAUCAGAUUUCUCUCUUGACAAUGUCCGGGACUGUGCCAAAGGCGGUUUUAAAAUUCAAGUACCUAUCAAAGCAGUGACGGUCAAGGGGAGUGUGUCGUUGGACAUAUGCAACGCCAUUCUGAAAGAAAUAGAAGAAAGAAACAAGAGGGUGACUGCAGUAGACGAUUUAGUGGUCCGAAUACGAGGAGGGGCCAGUGAGCAUAUCACUGCCUUGGCAUAUGAAGAGUUGCCCACGGCAGACUUGAUGCAGGAAUGGGGAGAUGCAGUGCAGUACAACCCAAGUAUCGUCAAAAUCAAGGCAGAGCCUCUGUAUGAACUGGUGACAGGCGCAGACGUUGCGUAUUCCAGCACAGUGAGGCAGAACAUGAAGCAGGCCCUGGAAGAGUUCCAGAAAGAAAUCAGCUCUUGCCAAUGCGCUCCUUGUCGGGGGAACGGGGUUCCUCUCCUGAAAGGAUCUCGCUGUGAUUGCAUCUGUCCCAUUGGAUUCCGAGGCACAGCCUGUGAGGUCACUCUUCGAAACAAUGUUCCUAUUGAUGGAAAGUGGAAUUGCUGGUCAGAGUGGUCUCCGUGCUCUGGAGGACAGAAAACAAGACAAAGGCAGUGCAACAAUCCACCUCCUCAGAAUGGGGGGAGCCCCUGCUCAGGCCUGGAUUCAGAAACACUUAGUUGUUAG